AUGGUAUGUUUUUCAGCAGCAUGGUCGGAAAUAAUCACAGCUGUGGAACGAAUGCGUGCAAAAGCAGACGCAUUGCGUUUCUUUGCCAAAGGUAUCCAGGGAGAGACGUUGUUUGGUUUAAAUGAAUCCGCGAUAAGCAAGAUCACUGAAUCACUACCCGGUGUUGAUGGAUUAUUCACGUACACGUUCCGCCAUCCGGGCAGCCCUUUACUCGAUCUACCUCUAGCUGUCAAUCCAUCUGGAUGCGCCCGUUGUGAGCCAAGAUUUCGAACUCUCAUAAAACACAAGCAGCGUGCACUCGCAAGUGCGCCAUCUAGCAGGCAAGAAAACCGAUCAACACAAGACAUUGCGUCAAGUAGUAGUAGCGGACGAACAAGAGGACGUGUCGGAUCGUCUUUCACGGAUGAGUUGGCCAAUGCUCAAAUGCGAGCCAUGUUGCAAGCCUCUGGUAUUGGAGCUGAAUGGGCAUUGCUGCGACUUAUUAAAUUGGUUUCAAUAGUAACUGAAAGUCAGUUAAUUCCAAAUUACGAUUUUUACGUUUUGUCAUGA
Strongylus vulgaris is the source of this 549-nucleotide messenger RNA. The record is from the annotation of a GenBank genome assembly. Lineage: Eukaryota; Metazoa; Nematoda; Chromadorea; Rhabditida; Strongylidae.